This is a messenger RNA of Amaranthus tricolor (Joseph's coat), 2143 nucleotides long. RefSeq names its product hexokinase-3-like. NCBI's taxonomy places the organism in Eukaryota, Viridiplantae, Streptophyta, Magnoliopsida, Caryophyllales, Amaranthaceae. Gene Ontology annotation, molecular function: ATP binding; fructokinase activity; mannokinase activity. Gene Ontology annotation, cellular component: mitochondrion; cytosol. Bases 306 to 1835 code for a protein of 509 amino acids. The transcript is spliced from 9 exons. Gene Ontology annotation, biological process: glucose 6-phosphate metabolic process; glycolytic process; intracellular glucose homeostasis. The record is from RefSeq and is a predicted model, not a curated record.
ACUUAGCGCAACCCGAUUCUCCUCUUCGCCCUUCAUUUCCUUUCCCCCCUUCUCUCUCUAAACAAACAAACAAAUAAAUAAAUUCUCUAUCUAAUAAUCUCUUGGAACAUUUCAUCGAUAUAACGCCGGGAAAUCACCGGAAAAUAUUUAACAUAGCAAAAAACAAUCAAUAGCCACUUCAAAACGAAGCGUUUUAGAUCAAGUUAAAAUCCGACGUCGUUUUGGCUUGCCAGAAUGAGAAAGAAGGGGUUUUUCCUUAUAUUUUUGGGGGUUUAAAGAAAGAUUAAAAAAGAGAAUAAUUUGAAAUGGGUAAAGUGGGAUUUGGUUUGGCGGUGGGAAUAGCGGUGGUCACGUGCGCGGCGGCUGCGGUGGUGGUGGGAAAGAGGGUAAGAAGUAGAAGAAAAUGGAGAAAAGUAGUGAAUGUUUUGAAAGAAUUAGAAGAAAGCUGUGGGACCCAUGCUAAUAGAUUGAAACAAGUUGUUGAUGCUAUGGCGGUUGAGAUGCAUGCUGGUUUAGCUUCUGAAGGUGGUUCUAAGCUUAAAAUGUUGCUCACUUUUGUUGAUAAACUUCCUAUUGGGAGUGAGAAGGGAAUAUAUUAUGCACUAGAUCUUGGAGGUACUAAUUUUAGGGUCUUGCGGGUUCAGCUAGGAGGAAGCAGAGGUAGCAUUGUAAGACACGAUGUUGAGCGGAAGCCCAUUCCCGAGCAUUUAAUGACAAGCACCAGUGAGGAUUUGUUUGAUUUCAUAGCAACAUCACUAAAGGAGUUUUUCGACCAAGAGAAAGACAAUGAUUCAGAUCUCCCUCUCUACUCGAAAAGGGAACUUGGUUUUACAUUUUCCUUUCCCGUGAAGCAAAUAUCAGUUUCUUCUGGAGUAUUGAUGAAAUGGACAAAAGGCUUUUCUAUUCGUGACAUGAUAGGGAAGGAUGUUAGUGAAUCCUUGCGCCAAGCAUUCUCUAGACAGGGUUUAAAUAUGCACAUCGCUGCCUUGGUAAAUGAUACUGUGGGAACUUUGGCACUCGGACAUUAUAAUGACGGGGACACUGUUGCUGCAGUGAUUAUUGGAACCGGAACAAAUGCCUGCUAUUUUGAGCGGGCUGAUGCUAUCAUCAAGUCUCAAGGUUUUCCUACAUCGUCAGGAGGCAUGGUUGUCAAUAUGGAGUGGGGUAACUUUUGGUCAUCCCAUUUGCCAAGGACCUUAUAUGAUAUCGAGUUAGAUGCGGAGAGCCCUAAUCCCAACGACCAGGGUUUUGAGAAAAUGAUUUCCGGAAUGUAUCUCGGUGAGAUUGUAAGAAGAGUCAUACUACGGAUGUCCAAGGAGUCCGACGUAUUUGGACCUAUCUCUUCCAGACUAUCUGAAGCGUUCAUCUUGAGGACACCAUUAAUGUCCACAAUGCAUGAAGAUGAAUCUCCUGAUCUGGAAGAAGUAGCACAGAUUUUGGACGAGGUUCUUGGGAUACGUAACAUUCCAUUAAAAGUUCGGAAACUUGUAGUAAACAUCUGUGAUGUGGUAACUCGUCGAGCAGCUCGCUUGACAGCUGCCGGCAUUGUUGGGAUACUCAAGAAGAUUGGUCGAGAUGGGAGCAGUGGGGUUGCUAGUAGCAGAGCCAAAGGCCAAAGCAGCAGCAACAAGUUAAGAAGAACAGUGGUUGCAGUUGAAGGCGGUCUAUAUUCGAAUUACCGAAUGUUCAGGGAGUACUUAAAUGAUGCAGUGGCCGAGAUUUUAGGGGACGAAUUUGCCCCUUACGUUAUUCUGAAGGCUACAGAAGAUGGGUCGGGCAUCGGAGCUGCUCUGCUUGCAGCCACUUAUUCAUCACCUGAAACUGUUGAUACAUAAAAAAAGGUGAACAGGAUUCGUCUUCUCUUAAUACAUAUACUCCUAUAUUAUGUGUGCAUAUAUAUAGUAGCUACAUAAAAUAUAAGUAUAGGGCUUUGUACAAAGAAGAUGUAGAAUUCAUUCAGGUCGGUUCAUAUGUAUUCAAUUGAUAUGGUAGUUUCAGGCUUUGGGGGAUAUUGUGCAGCAGUUAGUAAGGGGUGUCGUUUUUCAUCCAUUUCUUAUCGGUAUAGCACAAAUGUAAUAUUUUCUUAAGAAUAGUGUAUUCAUUCAUGGUUUGUAUGGUGUACAUAUAGGACAGGUUCUUUCGA